Populus nigra (black poplar) is the source of this 2686-nucleotide messenger RNA. RefSeq names its product protein ALTERED PHOSPHATE STARVATION RESPONSE 1. The coding region runs from base 183 to 2462 and encodes 759 amino acids. The record is from RefSeq and is a predicted model, not a curated record. The transcript has 4 exons. Lineage: Eukaryota; Viridiplantae; Streptophyta; Magnoliopsida; Malpighiales; Salicaceae.
GAGAGAUAAACUCCCUGCUCUUCUCUUUCUUCUGCACACUCUUCACUGACCUCUCUCUCUCUGUACUACCUUGUCAGUCUCUCUCUCUCUCUCUCUCUCUCCACAUGCUCUCCUCCAUUAUUAUGAACCUUUUCUCUUCCUUUUAGAAACCUGAACUCGUAUUCUUGGUUUCUUGAACUGUAAUGGGGUGUGCACAGUCUAAGGUGGAUAAUGAAGAACCGGUUUCAAGAUGCAAAGAGCGGAAAAUCUUGAUGAAAGAAGCAGUCACGGCAAGAAAUGCUUUUGCUGCUGGUCAUUCAGGAUAUACUAUUUCCUUAAAGAAUACCGGUGCGUCUUUGAGUGAUUAUGGCCAUGGAGAAGCUGAUCAAGAAUCCCAGUUUCAACAGCCUUCUACCCUUGACUCUACAUCUCAACCGCAGCCUCCACCGCCUCCGCCGUCUAUGGACAAUUUUCCUCCGCCUCCGCCGCUGCCUGACUUCUCUCCCAGUCCGAUUAAAAGGACUCUGAGCAUGCCUGAGAUUGUGAUGAAAAGGAAGGAGAUGGGUGACUCUGUUGCGAUCGAGGAGGUGGUGGAGGAGGAGGAUGAGGAGGAGGAGGAGGAAGAGGAGGGGGAGGAGUUGCGGAAUAGGAAUCUUAGUAGAAAGACCAAGAAUUAUGACAAUAUCGAAAAGGUUACGCAGCGGGGCCCGCAAAGUAGUGGGAAUGUGGGACCGGGGGAGGAGGAUACUCGGCCGAGGACUCCACCAAGGACGGUGGAGAGUCAUUCCUCGGUGGUGCCUCCGAUGCCGGAGGCGAAGAACAUGGCUUGGGAUUAUUUCUUUAUGAUGGAUAAUGUGCCGGAUUCAUCCUUGGAACCAGAGGAGGAUGCGAGUAGGAACAGGGGUAAUUUUGGAAAUGUUGAGAAUGUGGGUGUUGGGUUCGGCGGGGUUGGGGGUUUGAGGGGUGGGGUUGAUGGUAGUGGUAAUGAGAUUGAUGGGGUUGAGCCAAAGACGCCGGAGAAGGCGGAGGAGAAUAUGGAGCCUGUGUUGAAAGAGGAGGAGAAGGGUGGGGAGAAGAAGGAAAGGAAGCAGAUUGAGCAUUCGAAAACAGCACCACCGGAUUUCAGGGUGGUGGGAAGGAAAGUUCCUAGUGUGAAUUUGAUGCAGGUUUUGAAUGAAAUUGAUGAUCAUUUCUUAAAAUCAUCAGAAAGUGCACAGGAUGUUUGUAAGAUGCUCGAGGCCACCCGCUUGCAUUACCAUUCUAAUUUUGCCGAUAAUCGAGGACAUAUUGAUCAUUCCGCUAGGGUUAUGCGUGUUAUCACUUGGAAUAGGUCAUUCAAAGGUGUACCUAGUGCUGAAGGUGGAGAGGAUGAACUUGAUUCUGAAGAUUAUGAAACCCAUGCUACUGUUUUGGAUAAGUUACUAGCAUGGGAAAAGAAACUUUAUGAUGAAGUAAAGCAAGGGGAGCUUAUGAAGCUUGAGUACAAGAGGAAGGUUGCUUUGCUAAAUAAGCAGAAGAAACGUGGUGCUAGCGCUGAAUCCCUGGAGAAAACAAAAGCAGCUGUGAGUCAUCUUCAUACAAGAUAUAUAGUUGACAUGCAAUCCAUGGACUCAACCGUUUCAGAAGUGAAUCAGAUACGUGAUCAGCAGUUGUAUCCAAAACUCGUUGAUCUUGUUGAUGGGAUGGCGAAAAUGUGGGCAAGUAUGUGUAUGCAUCAUGACAGCCAAUUGAAGAUUGUCACAAACCUUAAAUCCCUUGAUGUCAACCAUGCAAUCAAGGAAACAACCAAACACCAUCAUGAGCGCACAAUCCAACUUUUGAAAGUUGUCCAAGGAUGGCUUUCACAUUUUGAAAAGCUUGUGACCCAUCAGAAACAAUACAUUCACACUCUUACUAGCUGGUUAAAGCUAAAUCUGAUCCCCAUUGAAAGCAGCUUAAAAGAGAAAAUAUCAUCUCCACCAAGAGCCCAGAAUCCCCCUAUCCAAGCCCUUCUCCAUUCAUGGCAUGACUAUUUAGAAAAGCUUCCAGACGAGCUUGCCAAAUCUGCUAUCUCAUCAUUUGCAGCUGUGGUAGAAACCAUAGUACAUCAUCAGGAAGAAGAGAUGAAGCUAAAGGAAAAGUGCGAGGAAACCAGGAGGGAGUUUAUGCGCAAAAACCAGGCAUUUGAGGAAUGGUACCAAAAAUACAUGCAGCGGAGAACCCCUACCGAUGAAACAGAUGCUGAUAGAGGGGAAGAUGCAAACCCCAAUCCUGUUUCUGAGAGGCAAUUUGUAGUGGAGAGUUUGAAGAAGAGGCUGGAAGAGGAAAUAGAAGCUCACGGGAAACAUUGCCUUCAGGUAAGAGAGAAAUCAGUUGGAAGUCUUAAAAUUCGCUUGCCUGAGCUAUUCCGUGCCAUGUCAGACUAUGCUCAUGCCUGUUCUGAUGCUUAUGAGAAACUAAGGUCCAUCACACAGUUGCAGAAAUCAGAUCGUAAUCGUGCAUAAUAAAGUAAGUACUGCUUAAGUUAAUCCUAGCCAGAUGUUGCACAAAUGUACCUUUUCUCCGAGACAGUCAGGUCUUGUUGCGAUUGGCUAAUGUUAUUUUUGCUGUUUUGUGAAAAAAAAAUUGGUUUUAUAUUCCUCCAAAUGCAUCUAUGCACCUAGGGAAGGGGUGAUUCUGUAGAAGAACACAAGUUAUUUCAUGUUUAAUAGUCGCUAAUGGUUACAAA